Fusarium falciforme is the source of this 5352-nucleotide messenger RNA. Its product is annotated as Chitin synthase. Gene Ontology annotation, cellular component: cell periphery; myosin complex; cell septum. The transcript has 3 exons. Gene Ontology annotation, molecular function: chitin synthase activity; cytoskeletal motor activity; ATP binding. The coding region runs from base 1 to 5352 and encodes 1783 amino acids. The record is from RefSeq and is a predicted model, not a curated record. NCBI's taxonomy places the organism in Eukaryota, Fungi, Ascomycota, Sordariomycetes, Hypocreales, Nectriaceae.
AUGGCGAAUCGAAUGUCCAUGUACUCGAUGGCAUCAGAGGCCCUGGGUGGUGCUCAACCCACCCAGGUGUCCACCACAACUCUCCUGAAUGCCAUCCACAAUAUCUACCUGUCCUCUCAGCCUCAUCAACUUGACGCCAGCACCAGUCUCGUCGUCAACACCUGGCUUACUGCUGCUCAAGUUGGUCCCACUGUUGAUGCUUCCCUCGCUGCUCGUGCUUGGGAGCACGCCCGACGACGAGCCGAAGAUGGUUGUGUGAUUCUGGGUUCACUUCACCCAUCAACCCCCUCUCUGCUGGUGCCAUUCCUCAACGCAUUUCCCUUCGCGAUUCCCUCGUCUGUUCACAAGUCCCUGGAAGCUGUCCGGCCAUUCCUUCGAUGCGUGACGCCCAACAACCCCUCGGCCGCGAGGCAGAUCGCCCUCGGUGUCACCCUCACCCUCAACCUCACAGGAAAUGUUACCGGUGCCACACUAGCACUUUCCCAGGGCGGCAUCGACACCAAGAAGGGUCUGCUCAACAUUCCUGCCGAGGCUGGCUACCGAGCCUUCGAUGUGUUCUACUACCUCCUCACCUCAGCUUCCACUCCUGCGGAGCGAGAGUUCCUUGGCCUCAAGUCGGCGUCCGCAUACGCUCUACUGGCUCGAUCUGGCACCUAUGAUCCACCAUCCUAUCUUCUGACUGCUGAUGACGCUGCCUCUGCGGAUGAUUUCCGUCAGGCUCUUAAGGAGAUUGGUAUUAAAGGAUCAGCCCACCGUAACUUCAUUUCCACGCUCGCCGGUCUCCUUAAGCUCGGCAAUACACUCGACUACGCUGCCGAUUCGGAUGAUUUGGAGGAGAUUUGCGAAGAUGUCAGCGGACUGCUUGGAAUGGAGCCUGAGGUUCUCCUGCAUCAGCUCAGCACCGAGGACAGGCAAACUUUGGUCGGCGGCCUUUACGAGGCUCUCGUCGACUGGGUUAUUUCCAAGGCCAAUAGCGCCAUUUCAGCUCAGAUGCUCCGUAUCCGAGACGGCGACGAGUCCGUUGACGGCCGCGGUGUCCGUACCCCUAACUCCAACGAGGAUACCGGCGACACCGUUUCUAUCUCUGUUAUUGAGGUGCCUGAUCCUGCUCUUGGUAAGGCGCUGGCUAUGCGUACCAUCUUUGAUGAUACUCUCGGAAUCAAUGCCGAGAUGAUCGAGGAUGGCGUUGAGGUCCACUCGGCGGGAUCCUCUGUCGUCCGAGAAAUGCAGCAGGCUGUCGCCGAGGUCGCACCUGAUUUGGGUAUCAUGACCGGUCCCCAGGGCCGUGACCGACAGCAUGAGCUUGAGAAGCGGGAAGUGAUCCUGGAGAAGGUCGCCUAUGCUUCAGAAGAUGACGGUUUCCUCAAGAAGCUGCUCUUCCCCAUCCCCGGUGAGGGUAUCAACUUGGGCCGGGCUGGACGUUUCGAUCUACCCGCCGUGUUGAGCUCUAGCCGUGCUUGGUACCACCUUUCACUGCACCCCACUGAUGACUCCCCGGCCAACCUGGCUGCUCUGCCCGCCAUCACAUCCGCGUGGUCAGCUGGCACAGUUUCACGACAGCUCCGCUCUUGGAGACUCCCAGAGUGGGCCAACCGUCGCAACCGCAACCUUGACUAUACAGCCGAUUUUGAUGUCGACGAGUUUGUCCAGCGUUAUAGUGCUCUGGGAUGCAAGGAUGGCAAGGACGGCAUCGAGACGUGGAUGAUGGAGCGGGGAUGGAGCAAUGGCGAAAUCUUCAUCGGAAAGGAGCGCGUUUGGGUCCGUGAGGGCCCGUGGUGGGAGGCUGAGAGCAUGCUCGAUAUCAAGCCCGCACACAGUCUGCAGAGUAUCGGCCAGAACCCGUUCAACACCGGCUUCGAUACCGGCUACUCCAACAACGGCAGCGGAUUCUUCCCUGCCCCGGCCAUGGACAACAGCAUCAAUGGAAGCAACGACCAUCUUGUGCACAACCGCAACUUCAGCCAGGGCAACAUGAGCCAGGUCACCGUUGGUCAGAACCCUCAUCUGAACCCGAACCUGGCCCCCAACCCCAACCUGAAUCCCAACUCUGCACCUUCCAUUGCCCCAUCACGGAACAUCAGCGCCGGUGACUACGGUCUCGGUACGAAGGGUGACACCUACAAGGGCCAGGUCUAUUACAACGAAGACGGCGAGUUCACGGGCAUGUUGGACCCUGAACUGGCCAAGGAUAAGAAGAUUGAGACCAAGGAGCUGCCCUUUGGUCGACGCGCUUGGGUCACAUUUGUCUGGGCCCUCACUUUCUGGAUUCCUUCCCCGCUCCUGACGUACAUUGGUCGUAUGAGGCGACCCGAUGUCCGAAUGGCUUGGCGUGAGAAGCUUGUCCUGUGUUUCCUGAUUGCAAUUCUCAACGGUCUCAUCGUUUUCUGGAUCAUUGGCUUUGGUAUACUUCUGUGCCCGAACAACGACAAGGCGUGGACCGCCAAGGAACUUGCCAACCACAGUGGCAAGAAGGACUUUUGGGUUGCUGUUUAUGGCAAGGUUUACGACAUUAGCGACUUUUGGCGCCAGCAGCACAGUGACACUGACAUUGAUACCACGGAGACCAACAUGAUGCCCCUUGCCGGACUGGUGAUGGAUGGUUACUUCCCACUACCCCUGAACAUCGCUUGCCAGGGACUGGGAAUCACCAAGACCCUCAAGCUCCUCUCCAACGAGACCAUCGACGACCGCACUGCUAUCCACACCUCUGGAUACUUCCAACCCGAUCCCACCAGCAAGCUUCAUGAUGAAAAAUGGUACUGGAACCGCUUCGAGCCCAGCAUCAAGGAAUACUACCACGGCCAGCUUGUCUGGAAGGAGAAGGAGAUCAAGAAUAAGGGUGAAAACGAGCAGAAGCCAUGGGCCAAGUACGGCAACGAGCUCUACGAUCUUACGGAUUACUUCCAUACCCUCGACUUGAUGGACGACAACUCUCUGUAUACCUUCCUGAACAAGGAUGUUUCUGACCUCUGGAAGAACAACCCUGGCAAGAACAUCAAGGCUGACCUGGACGCUCUGAUUGAAAACUCGACUGGCAACAAGACUGAACACGCCAACAUCGUCAACAGCUGGGCCUGCAUCCAGAGAAUCGGCUACAAGGGUGUGACCGAUUUCCGCGACACACCCAGGUGCCAAGUCAACAACUACCUGCUUUUGGCCUUUGCCGCCAUCAUCUGUUCCGUCAUUGCCGUCAAGUUCAUCUCAGCUCUUCAGUUCGGCUCUAAGCGACGUCCCUCCCCUCAGGACAAAUUCGUUAUUUGCCAGGUCCCUGCCUAUACCGAAGGUGAAGACUCACUUCGAAAGGCUCUCGACUCGUUGACUGCCCUUCAGUAUGACAACAAGCGCAAGCUCAUCUGUGUCAUCUGUGAUGGUGUCAUUGUCGGUCAGGGUAACGACCGUCCCACCCCUAAGAUCGUCCUGGACAUCCUCGGUGUUGACCCCAAGGUCGACCCUCCCGCGCUUCCCUUCAAGUCAGUCGGUACCGCCAGCGAACAGCUCAACUACGGCAAGGUCUACUCGGGUCUGUACGAGUAUGAGGGCAAUGUCGUUCCUUAUCUGGUCGUCGUCAAGGUUGGCAAGGAGUCUGAACAGUCCAAGGCCAAGCCUGGCAACCGUGGCAAGCGUGAUUCUCAGAUUCUUCUCAUGAGCUUCCUGAACCGCGUCCAUCACCGCGCCCCUAUGUCUCCCCUCGAGCUUGAGAUGUUUCAUCAGAUCAACAACAUCAUCGGCGUGGAUCCUGAACUCUACGAGUAUCUUCUGAUGGUUGAUGCCGAUACCUGCGUCAGUGAGGACUCUCUCAACCGUCUCGUCUCCGCCUGUGCCCACAACGCCAAGAUUGCUGGUAUUUGCGGUGAGACCAGUCUCGAAAACGAUGAGAAGACGUGGUGGACCAUGAUCCAGGUUUACGAAUACUACAUCUCCCAUCACCUUGCCAAGGCCUUCGAGUCUCUCUUUGGCAGUGUUACUUGUUUGCCCGGAUGUUUCACCAUGUAUCGACUCAGGACUGCGGACAAGGGCAAGCCUUUGAUCAUCUCUGACGCUAUCAUCAAGGACUACAGUGUUUGUGACGUGGAUACCCUUCACAAGAAGAACCUUCUGGCUCUUGGUGAGGAUCGUUAUCUUACGACCCUGAUGACCAAGCACUUCCCCACCAUGGCCUACAAGUUCAUUCCUGAUGCCCAGUGUAUGACUGCAGCCCCCGAGUCUUGGAGCGUUCUGCUGUCCCAGCGUCGACGAUGGAUCAACUCGACCAUCCACAACCUCAUCGAGCUGAUCCAGCUCAAGGAGCUCUGUGGUUUCUGUUGCUUCAGCAUGCGUUUCGUCGUUGUCGUUGAUCUCUUCGGUACCAUCACUCUUCCCUCCAUGUGUGCCUACAUCGGCUACCUCAUCUACACGCUUGCGACCAAGACGGGUCCAAUCCCGUAUAUCUCGCUCGCCAUGAUUGCGGCUGUGUAUGGUCUUCAGGCCCUCAUCUUCAUCCUCAAGAGACAGUGGCAGCACAUCGGAUGGAUGAUCAUCUACUUGCUCGCUUUGCCCGUCUUCUCUCUCAUUCUCCCCAUCUACUCCUUCUGGAACCAGGAUAACUUCUCGUGGGGUAACACCCGUAUCGUCAUCGGAGAGAAGGGUAACAAGCAGGUUGUUGCUGUGGACGAAGAAGGCUUCGACCCUCGCUCCAUUCCUCUGCAGCGAUGGGAUGACUAUGCCCUUGCCAACAACCUUCCCGGCCGUCGUGGCGGCUACCAGGAGAAGAAUGACUACUCUUUCGGAGAUCAGUAUGAGAUGGAUGAGAUCAAGUCUGUCUACUCUGCUGGACCCCAGGGCUCUGUCCUGACUGGCAUGCCUGGUGGCAACCCUUACCAGCCUCCUCAGUCCCCUGCCUUCGGCCACGGCCGGACAUCAACCAUGGGUUACCAGGACUCCCCCAUGCAGAACCGCCAGUCCAUGAUGUCCAUGGGCACGGGCAUUCAUGACAUGCGCAGCCAGUCGCCGUACCAAGACUUCCCCGGACAGCGACCCAGCGUAAACAACCUCCGAGGCCAGGCUAACCUCUCGCCUGCCAUGGGUGGUCACAGCCGCUCGGGCACCGCUCUCGGCUUCAACCGUGGUACUCCUUCUCCCAUGCCUGACGCCAUGCGAUCACAGUCGUCAUUCGACUUCCAGCAAGGCCAUUCUGGACCCAACGACAUGGCCAUUGUUGAGUCGAUUCGCUCUGUCCUGGCCGAGGUUGACCUCGACACGGUGACCAAGAAGCAGGUCAGGGCCCUCGUGGAACAGCGUCUCCAGACAGAGCUGGUUGGCGAGCGCCGCACAUUCAUGGAUCGCCAGAUCGAUCACGAGUUGGAGAACAUGUGA